Molecule: messenger RNA, 3993 nt
Organism: Tachysurus vachellii
Lineage: Eukaryota; Metazoa; Chordata; Actinopteri; Siluriformes; Bagridae
Product: exocyst complex component 3-like protein 4
Exons: 14
Coding region: 151-2250 (699 amino acids)
Biological process (GO): exocyst localization; exocytosis
Cellular component (GO): exocyst
Molecular function (GO): SNARE binding
Source: RefSeq, a predicted model, not a curated record
AAUUAUUAACUUACUGACUAACUAGUAAGUAGCUAAAUAACGUAUAUUUACUUUCAGGACAGUGAUUUUUUUUACAGGUGACGUUUACCCGGUAGGUGUGACAGGAGAAAUUGAAAGUAACAGCGCCUGCAGUUUUCACGUAAGCUCAGAAUGGCAGAAAGCGAAAAUGCUGCUAAAAAGAGCCCAAGUGCCUCAGUGACUAUGAAGACCUUAAUAAGGAAAUUCUCAAUAAAUAAAAAGAGAGAAAAUGAAGUAGAAGCAGCAGAUGGCACUGCCUCGAAUACCAGGCCUAUGUCCCCUGACACACAAAAGUCACCUACAACAGAAGAUGGCUUUAGGUGGACAAAUUGGAGAAGUUUUAGGCGAAAGUCUAAAGAAUGUAAGGAAACAUUGAAGGAAUCUGUACUAGAACAGGGUGCCACAACUGGUACAGUAAUGGAGAAAGAAAUCACUAACGACUGUGAUUUCACCUUUAAUAUUUUGUCAUCAUCUUUGUCUGUAAUGGAGAUAGAUGGUCUCAUUGAAAAAGCAGCCUUAAAAGAGGCCUAUCUUAAUAUACUCACUCUGCAGAAGGAGAUUGAAUGUGAGCAGGACGCACUGGGGCAGGAAGAUUCUCCAGUGAAAUUAGUCCAUAAAGAGAAAGACCUGAAUUUACUCUACAACAAUCUGAUGAAAAAAGUUAUUAAUAUUGCUUAUCAAUCCUGUGUCCAGCCUUCUUUCAACAAUGAUCUACUGGUGCAGGUGGCUGGCAUCAUUCAAGAUAAGGAAAAUAGAGAAAGAGAUGUGGAGGGAGUGGGGGAUUGGAGAGGUGCCUGGAGGGCUGCAAUACAGCAAGGAGUUAAAGAGACACUUGGGAAGAUUUAUCUAAAGCAAAGUGUUCCCUGUGUUGGAGAACACUUGGAGCUUUUGGGUAAAAUGAUUGUGGAGUUGCUGGUGAAGGUAAAGGCAGAAAUUUUGAAUUUGUAUCCACAGAGUUUCCUAGUGUUCGAAACCUAUGCUUCAUCUUGUCAUGAGUAUGUAGCUGAACACCUAAAAGUACUUCUGGGAAAGGUCACAGAACUGAAAGAUUAUAAUGACAUGCUGGAUUUUGUUAUCAACCGCUAUCAUAGUGAGAUGAUUCUUAGCAGUCCUUCAUUGCAGCCUGAGAUGAAAGAUCAGAAAUCUCUCACACUAUCUGAUGAUUUGCUUGGCCAGAUGAAGAAAGCAUAUUGUGACCGUCUACAAACUCUAUAUGACUCACUGGACAGUGUCAUUAAUGCUGAACAGGAGGAAGUAUGGAAGAAGAAAGUAACACAGAAGAGUACAAAAGACGGAAUAUUUCUCAGCUCUGAAGUUCACACAAAUGUCUGUGAAAUGAUCAAGACAUAUUCUGAUAAUUGUGCAAAGAUCGACGAGAAUCUGGAAAAGAUGGCAAUAUGCAAAUGUAUGGAAGUCCUGAAACACUUUCCCAAAAGAUUUGAAGAUGAGUUUUCAAAGCAGAGCCGUUCCUUGUUGGGUUCAGACUUACUGGACUGCUGUCUGUGGGCUGAAUAUCACAUUGCCUAUAUCAACAGCUUUAGCUUGCUCAAAGAGCACAUGGACGGCUAUAGAAAGAAGUGCCCAGGACAAGUGGAAGAGCUUGCGAUAGAGGUGGAUGUACUCAUUGACCAUCUAAGACAAGCUUUACUGGAGCAAUUUAAAGCAGAAAUCGAGCAAUAUUUGGGUGAGCUAAUGACCAAGAAAUGGCUUACCACAGACACUGAUUUCAAUGAACUAGUUAACAGAAUAGAGACUUACUCUGGAUACAAUAAAUCCAUGAGACAUCCAUCUGCACAAACGUUUGCCAAUGAUGCACAUUACCAUGUAGUGAAAGUGUACAUAUCAGAAAUGCUGAGUAAUAAAUAUUCCUGCAAAGGCAAGAAGAAUGAGGAGGCUGCCGAGAAAAUUAAUAAGCAGUGGACUGAGCUUAAUAAAUUGUUCAGUGAAAUGGGAUCAACCUUAGAUUGGCUUCACUCACUAGGAGGUCAUAUCAGUAAAAUCAUUGAACAGGAACAUGAGAAAGAUAUAAAGAAUUUCUUAACACCAUUGGUUGAAAAUUACCCUGACAUAAGUAAAAAGCAGCUCUCAGCUAUUCUAUACUUCAGAGACAGUGGUUUUUUGAAGUUUGAGAGGUCAUCAGCCAUGCAGUGCUUCAGUGAGCUUAAGUGUCACAUUGAUAAUGGGAAAACAGAAAAUAUUGGAAAGCACACCUUCUUCAGUGACAUCAAGUGAAACAGACAUCAGCCUGGUGCCCUUCUAAAAGUAACUAAGCCUUGAUGACCUUUAUCAUUACAUCAAUUGUGUCAUGAAGGUGGUCUGGGUUGGAUGCAAGUGCAGAUUUUAUUAAACAAACAAACAAACAAACCAAUCCAAAAAAGCAUUCAAAAAAAUGUAGUCAAGCCACUGAUAAGGUCAUAAAUAAUCAACACCUAACAGGGGCAAACACAAGAAUUAAUGAAGCAAAUAUAUUACAAUUAAAACUGAGAGCAAAAAAAAAACCAAGCCUCAACAUUACUAUUGAUAGCCAACAGGAACAGUGAAUAUGAGUUUUGUGUUGUUUCUUAUGUACAGUAUACAUAAAGCAUAACAUACAAUUAUCUUAUUAAGCAAUCGUGUGGCUGCAGUUCAUCGCAAAAUUCAGAUAAAUUCAGGUAAAGAGCUUUAGUUAACCUAUGUGUGAGAGAUUGCAAACAAGUGGUGCUGUGAAAUUGUUAAAAGUAGAUAUUAUGUAUUCAGAUGAAAAAUCUCAUCAUUACAUACCAAAUUAUAAACAUUUAUAAUACAUACAUUGAUAAACACAUUAAUGCUAAUUCAGAGACCUCAGUGAGCUUCACUGACUAGUGUAUCAAAUUAAUAAAAUUACUGAACAGUUUGUUAAAAGCAGUUAAUAUGGUCACUAUCACAAAUUUGCUUACAUUUAAUAAAGACCUAGAAAUAAGGCAGAAUCUUGAAUAUUAAAUAUUCAAGAUAUUGUAAAAUGUACUUUCUUUGUUUUAAAUAUUUAUCUAUGUUUUUAAUAUCAAUCCCUAAAUUAAAAACGUGUGGUCCUUAUCAACGUUUCUAAAAACAAAUAAUCUCAUGUGAUAAUAACAAAAAAUUCAACAGAUCUAACUGUUCCCCAAAAAGUAAAUCAAAACUCAGAAACCAGAUAGGAAAAAUAAAUAAACCCUAAAAUUCAGUAACAUGUCGAACCACCUUUUAGACGAAUUCAGGAUGAGUGCAUCAGUUCAUCGGGAUCUGAAAGGGUUGACUUGGCAAUUCUGCACCUGAAUUUUUGUCUUCUUUAGACAUUCGGGUGUUGACUUGCUGGUUUGCUUAGCCUAAUAACAUUUUGAUUGCUUCGUACACAAACAAUAUUACAAAAAGUACUGUCUAAAUGCUUAUCUGGCUAUAGUGCUUGGGUUUUUCAUUACAUACCUGAGCAUUAAUCUGUCUGAUCUUGGAGUGUUUUUUUCCUCUGACCCCUAAUCCUAGAAAUAUUGGCAACUGUCUUGAAGGUAAUACAUUUGUAAACAAUCCCUCUCACUGUAAAACUGAGAAUUUUAAAUGGCAUUAUAACCCUUACCAGAAUGAUAAGUAGCAACAUCUGCUCAGAAGACCAAUUAAUCUUGUGUUUCACCAGUAACAUCUAGCUGCUAAUUAUUUACUUAAUUAAUUACUACAUAUUACUACAUACUAUAAGUCCAUUUUUAUUCUUACCUGAAAUUAAUUGUUGAAUUUUUUUUUACAGAAGUUGAUAAGGACAACCUAACUCUUAUUUAUAUCAUGAUAAAUAACAAUCUGAAACUAAACAAUACUGUACUUACUUUUUCCUAUGACUUUAUAUAGUGAGUGUAAUUUUGCGAAGUUGAGUGUGGAAAUGUUAUACUAUGAAACACAGUUCAAUGGAGUUUGUAGUGGAAACAGAUAAAGACAUGACAACAUGUGAAUACAUAGAAAAUUCUAGAUAUGUUAAUAAAUAACAAAGAUGAUAAA